AUGACCUUCCCUGUUAUAUCCUUGAAGCCAAGCUACAACUCUGUGAUAAGAGGCUGUCCUGGGUUACCUGAAACGCUGCCGAGGGUGGAAUGUGAGUUUAGAGUAAGGUCCAACGAUGGCAAACCCUUUAAGAUAGACAAGAUAGAGGUUGCUUUGAAGUGCAUAGAAUCUCUGAAUAACCAAUCCCACCACUCAUUUAGCUCAAAGCCGAAGAUUGAGAAAACGACCGUUUUGUAUAGGAAGACUAUCAAGAUGACAGAGAAGAGAAUGCUGGGAAUCGAUAUCCCUUUUACGAUUGGCCUUCCUGAUGACAUAAAGGAGACGAAUCUCAAUAGCACUUUCGGUAGGACUGUCACGGUUUUAGAAUGUUAUGCCUAUUAUAAUGGACUGGAAGAACCACAAUCCUUUUCAAGAACCGUAAAUGUCGAGAAGUAUACCCUUCUACCAAGCAGCAGGCUCUUCCCAAGCAUCGAGAGACGAGUGUACUCGCCAGACAAAAAAUUUAUUGUGAAUUAUACAGUCAGGAAUCCCUGCGUCACUACUGAUGAUGUCCUCCAUGUCGAUUUUGAGUUGAAACCUAAUGCAAAACUGACAAAUGAAGGUUCAGCAAUAGCCUCCACGCCUUCAAUCUUCAAUAAGAAAAUGAAGACAAGGCUGAAACACGCUAUGGUACACUUGAAGGAAUACCUCGAGGUCUACGAUGACGGCAGUGGCGUAAAUACCGGCAGCGGAGGGGUCGGCAAUGAAACCAGAGAGAACUUGUUGUGUGAGUCAGUACAACCGAUCAAUGAGCUAAUAACUCGCAAUGGGAUAAAAUGGUCCAUGGACAUCAAAGUCUUUACCAAAAGCAAGUAUUUUGACGAGUUCGAGAGGUCAUUGCAGGAACCGCCUUCUCUUCAGCGCUAUGCCCAGAACAGUGUACGCACAGAGCAAGCGAGCAGCCCAAAGGUGACGACAGAACUUUUAAAGAAUAAAGCUGGUUAUGGCCGCGAAAUACCGUUUCAAUACCAUACAUCGAUAACAACGACCCGAGGAAAUCUCUACAGAAUUUUGCAUGGCAUUACAGUGAAAUUCAAGAUAAGCAAUGGGAAAAGCUUCCAGAUUAAUCAGUCGAUCGACAUUACACCGUGGGAAGCGGUACAUCUCAACACCAUCGAACAACUUAUACUGCAAGAGCGAGAGACGGCCAGGUAUGCGAACCAAUUCUAUCAGAAUUACGGUGGACUAAAGCGAGUGCCGGCUUCGACAACGCUCAACAACAUGAAGGGCCACAGGAUCGAAUACCCACCAUUACCACCAGUGGUCUACCUCCAUGACCAUCAGACUCUCAAGAGCUUGGACAUCGUCUACAACAGCAGUACCUUUACACGAAUUCCCUUGAUUGAAUAA
Torulaspora globosa is the source of this 1389-nucleotide messenger RNA. It is a transcript of the gene RGL1, whose product is annotated as Rgl1p. The transcript has a single exon. The coding region runs from base 1 to 1389 and encodes 462 amino acids. Gene Ontology annotation, cellular component: division septum. NCBI's taxonomy places the organism in Eukaryota, Fungi, Ascomycota, Saccharomycetes, Saccharomycetales, Saccharomycetaceae. Gene Ontology annotation, biological process: division septum assembly. The record is from RefSeq and is a predicted model, not a curated record.